This is a messenger RNA of Polypterus senegalus (gray bichir), 2100 nucleotides long. RefSeq names its product protein phosphatase, Mg2+/Mn2+ dependent, 1G (gene ppm1g). Bases 315 to 1937 code for a protein of 540 amino acids. The record is from RefSeq and is a predicted model, not a curated record. Gene Ontology annotation, molecular function: protein serine/threonine phosphatase activity; cation binding. The transcript has 12 exons. Gene Ontology annotation, biological process: protein dephosphorylation. NCBI's taxonomy places the organism in Eukaryota, Metazoa, Chordata, Cladistia, Polypteriformes, Polypteridae. Gene Ontology annotation, cellular component: nucleoplasm.
UUUCCUGUUCCUGCAUUUCGGUUCCGCCUGUAAAGGCUGCGCUUUAUUUUUCUGAUGCACGUGUCUCUUUUGCACAACUCCAGUACUGUUAAAUGCAAACGUUAAAGAAAGUCCUUGUAUCGUGGUGAUACGUGAGGAGGUAGACUGUGAAUGCACUUUCUGACGAUUGAUUUUUAAGUGUAAUUCACGAAUUAUUUUGUGUCGUAUACCUCCAGAGAGGUAUAUCUAGCGCCUUUAUUUUCUUUAGGCACUAUACAUUUCAUUUUAAAGAACUGUGGAAAAGACGGAGUCCUGUAAUUAUAUAUUUUUAAAAUAUGGGAGCAUAUUUGUCUCAGCCAAACACAAUGAAGUCCAGUGCCGACGGGGGAAACGAACAUCUGAGCUUCGGAUAUUCCGCUAUGCAGGGCUGGCGGGUGUCAAUGGAGGAUGCCCACAAUUGCAUUCCCAAGUUAGAUGAAGACACAGCCCUGUUUGCAGUUUAUGAUGGCCAUGGAGGUGAAGAAGUUGCAUUAUACUGUUCUAAAUAUUUUCCUGAAGUCUUAAAGGAGCAGAAGUCUUACAAGGAAGGAAAGCUUCAGAAGGGACUUGAAGAGGCUUUUUUGGCAAUUGAUGCCCGAAUGACACAAGAAGAUGUAAUAAAAGAACUGUCAGAGAUUGCAGGGCGCCCACGUAAUGAUGAGGAAGAAAAGGGGAAAGUAGCUGAAGAAGAUGACGUUGAUAAUGAGGAGACAGCUCUUCUUCACGAAGAAGCAACAAUGACAAUUGAAGAACUUCUAGUUCGCUAUGGCCAAAACCUGAACACCAUGAAUACAGUUAGCAAAGCGUCUUCUGUAAAUAAAUGUGUGGACAAAGAAGAUAUGGAAAAUCGUGAACUGCAAAAAAAUGCCAAUGGACAAAACAGCUCUGAAGAGCUUUUAAAUGAUCAGUCUGUGGGACAUGACAGUUCUAAAGAUGAUGUUGACCAGAUAUCAUCAAGCUCUACGAGUCUUGAAAGUGAAGGUGUUAAAAGGGGGACCAGUCUGUCAUCUGAGAAAAGUGAAGAGGAGGUGUCCUCUUCUACAGGUGAUUCUAGACCUUCAUGUUCUUCAAACACAGGCAGACGUCAGUGGGGAACUAAAUCAAAGUUCUUUGAGGACAGUGAAGAUGAAUCAGAAGGGGCAGAAGAUCAAGAACAGGAAUGUAGUGAGGAGGAUGAGGAUGAUGAUGACGACGACGACGAUGAAGAGGAGGAGGAGGAGAGUGACUGGGAAGAAGAAGAAGCGCUGAUGGCUGGAGGGCGGGAGGGUGAGCUGGAGCCUGGUUCUGAUAGUGGGACAACAGCUGUUGUUGCAGUAAUUCGUGGAAAUCAGUUAAUUGUUGCUAAUGCUGGAGACUCGCGAUGUGUGGUUUCAGAAAAUGGGAAGGCAGUAGACAUGUCUUAUGAUCACAAGCCAGAAGAUGAAGUCGAGCUGGCAAGGAUCAAGAAUGCAGGGGGCAAAGUUACUUUGGAUGGAAGAGUUAAUGGGGGUCUAAAUCUUUCCAGAGCUAUUGGAGAUCAUUUUUAUAAACGAAACAAGAAUCUUCCUCCUGAUGAGCAAAUGAUUUCAGCUUUGCCAGAUGUGAAAGUAUUAACAUUAACUGACACACAUGACUUUAUGGUCAUUGCUUGUGAUGGAAUCUGGAAUGUUAUGAGCAGUCAAGAAGUGGUGGAUUUUAUAAGUGAACGUCUUCUUAAAGAAAAAAAAAAAGAGACCAGUUUGUCUUCCAUAGUGGAAGAGCUGCUAGAUCAGUGCUUGGCUCCAGACACGUCGGGUGACGGGACGGGCUGUGAUAAUAUGACCUGCAUUAUUGUUAGGUUCUUGAAAAAGUCGAACUGUAGCCAAAUUGACAGUAAGAGAAAAUGGACAGUUGAAGAGGAGAAUGGCAAUGUGGACAGUAAGAAAUUAAAAACGGAAUAAGGUUAGAACUUUUGAAUUAUCCCUGCCGCUCAGUUUGAAUCAAGGAGAACAAAUUGUUCCUUUUUUAUUUUUAUGGACAAAAUGUUUGUUUUUGGUACAAUUAUAGAAACCUCCCAUGAACCUCUUGUUUGGUAGAACAAUAAAAAAAAAACAAUUUCUUGUA